Messenger RNA from Nicotiana attenuata, 2071 nucleotides. RefSeq lists its product as uncharacterized. The coding region runs from base 110 to 1606 and encodes 498 amino acids. The record is from RefSeq and is a predicted model, not a curated record. Gene Ontology annotation, molecular function: structural constituent of ribosome; RNA binding. NCBI's taxonomy places the organism in Eukaryota, Viridiplantae, Streptophyta, Magnoliopsida, Solanales, Solanaceae. Gene Ontology annotation, cellular component: ribosome; mitochondrial small ribosomal subunit. Gene Ontology annotation, biological process: translation. The transcript is spliced from 9 exons.
CCCUAAACCCUGCAUCCACUUUUUCCUUCUUCACUCUCCACACCAUUUUUGUUUGAAACCAAAUGAAAUGAAGUUCCAUUAGUUCAAAGAGGAGAAAAAGCAGAUCAAAAUGAGUAGCAGAACGACGACGUUUUGGGUUCGACUACUCCGCAAUCAACUGCGGUUCGUUUCAUCAUCUUCCGCCGCCGGCGCAGGAAAUCAACCACUUUUCCGGCAUCCACAGCCGCCUCCGCAUUCCGUACGUUCAUUCUCCUCCGCAUCAUACCGAACACCGCAGGCGGAUAGGGUAAUCAGAGAGCUAUUCCUCGACGUCGAAAGGGACAAGCAAAGGGAAAGGGAAGAGAGAAAGAAGAAAGGAUUAGAUACAGCGGAUAUUGAUGCUGAGGAAAAUGAGGAUUUCAUGGGCGUGGGCCCACUAAUUGAGAAGCUCGAGAAGAAGAAGCUUAAGGAAGAAAAAUUUAGCUAUUUUGAUGAGCCUACGGAUUCGGAUUCUGAUGAUGAUGAUGAACGGUGGACUGCUGAGGCUAUUAAUAAACGAUGGGAUACUUUUGAAAAAAAGUUUAAGCGACAUGAAGAGCUCCUUAAGAACUUCACUGAUGCAGAGACUCUUGAUGAUGCAUUCAAGUGGAUGAAUAGAAUUGACAAGUUUGAGCAAAAGCAUUUCCAGUUGAGACCAGAGUAUCGUGUGAUUGGUGAACUGAUGAACCGCCUUAAAGUGGCUGAGGGUAAGGAAAGAUUUCUUUUGCAGCAGAAGAUAAAUAGGGCCAUGCGAAUGGUGCAGUGGAAGGAAGCUUAUGAUCCCAAUGACCCAGAGAAUUAUGGAAUCAUUCAACAUGAGCAGGUGGGACCAAAUGUAGAUCUUUUAGAACAUGCUGGGUUUGAAAAGGAAAAGGAGAUGAUUCAAGGAGGAGAUGACGACGAUGACAUAGAGUUUGAUGACAUGAAAGAGAAGGAUGAUAUAUUGUUAGAGAAGCUCAAUGCCAUUGAUAGGAAACUUGAAGAGAAAUUGGCUGAAUUGGACCACACCUUUGGGAAAAGGGGUAAGCUCUUAGAAGAGGAAAUCAGAGAUCUUGCUGAAGAAAGGAACUCGUUGACAGAGAAGAAAAGAAGACCUCUGUACAGAAAAGGUUUUGAUGUGAAACUCAUUGAUGUCAAUAGGACAUGUAAGGUUACUAAGGGGGGACAAGUUGUCAAGUAUACUGCUUUGUUGGCUUGUGGGAACUAUCACGGAGUUGUUGGUUUCGCAAAAGCAAAAGGUCCAGCUAUUCCCAUUGCCCUGCAAAAGGCAUAUGAGAAAUGCUUUCAGAACCUACAUUAUGUCGAACGGCAUGAGGAGCAUACAAUUUCGCAUGCAGUUCAAACAAACUACAAAAAGACCAAGGUAUAUCUGUGGCCCGCUCCUACUCAAACAGGGAUGAAAGCAGGUAGAACCGUCCAAACAAUUUUGCAUUUAGCCGGUUUCAGGAAUGUAAAAUCAAAGGUUGUUGGCUCAAGGAACCCACAUAACACAGUUAAGGCUCUUUUCAAAGCUCUAAAUGCGAUUGAGACACCCAAGGAUGUUGAAGAAAAGUUUGGGCGAACUGUCGUCGAGUCAUACUUAUUGUAAUAGGCACAUUUUUUGUUAUAGCAGAGCAUGAGCAAAGGAGAGAUCAAAAGCAUGGAGGCAUCAAUGGAUUGCCCGUCUUUUUCAUAAGCUAGUUACCUUAUUUCUGUUACCUUUCCUUUUGGUGGAAUUUGUUCUUGGUUUUUUUGGUUGUUGUAGUUGCAAAUUAGAUGAUGAUUGCUAGUAGAGCAUAGUAGAAUCUCUUUUCCAGUUCCAGUCUCGACUACUUCACAAGAUUGAAUGGCCAAUUCUCCUCAGAAUCCUCGAUUUGAUUGUUCUCCAAGAAUGUUCAGCGGGGUAUAUAGGUAGUGACUAGUGAAGUAACAGUUGAAGAUACUACGUUUAUGCAGCCCAUUGUACUAUCGAGUUGUUCAUUUUUGGAGGGAUUAUGCCUUGUGCUAUGUUCUUGAUUUGGUCGAAGGAUGAACAAUUAAAGUUUGAAAACUAAAUAAAACCAUUUUUCAAUGA